Molecule: messenger RNA, 1461 nt
Organism: Ochlerotatus camptorhynchus
Lineage: Eukaryota; Metazoa; Arthropoda; Insecta; Diptera; Culicidae
Product: fork head domain-containing protein FD5-like
Exons: 1
Coding region: 95-1129 (344 amino acids)
Biological process (GO): anatomical structure morphogenesis; regulation of transcription by RNA polymerase II; cell differentiation
Molecular function (GO): DNA-binding transcription factor activity, RNA polymerase II-specific; RNA polymerase II cis-regulatory region sequence-specific DNA binding
Source: RefSeq, a predicted model, not a curated record
UCCUUCGGAAAACCCGUCGGUCAACGUAUAGUUCCUACUUGUUCCAAGAACCGAUCCAAUCCGAGUGUAAUUGUGAUCUAGAAAACCCAGCAAUAUGCCACGACCAUCUCGGGAAUCCUAUGGGGACCAGAAACCGCCCUACUCGUAUAUCUCGCUGACGGCUAUGGCCAUCUGGAGCUCGCCGGAAAAGAUGCUCCCACUGAGCGACAUCUACAAGUUCAUCACGGACCGCUUUCCCUACUAUCGGAAAAACACCCAACGCUGGCAGAACUCACUCCGCCACAAUCUUAGCUUUAACGACUGCUUCAUCAAGGUGCCAAGACGGCCAGAUCGACCUGGCAAGGGAGCCUACUGGGCUCUCCAUCCGCAAGCAUUUGACAUGUUUGAGAACGGUAGUCUUCUCCGACGGCGAAAACGCUUCAAACUGCACAAAACCGACAAGGACAUCCUGAACGAGGAACUCGCAGCCCUUGCCAACAUCAACCGGAUAUUCCUAGCGCAGAACUCCGGAGCCGACACCUAUUGUCCCACAAUGGUAGACCCAAUCCACCAGCCCAUGCUGCACUCCCCCAUCGAACCACAUUCCCCAGUAUCCGCACCGGCUCCGAUUUCGCCAAUAUCCAUAACCGAAUCCUCCACGCCCCUACGGCCCAAGCGGGCCUUCACCAUCGAGAGUCUCAUGACCCCGGACGGCCGAUCCACCCCUCACGCACAAAGCCCCAAGAAAUCCUCCAAAUCUCACAACGACAAACUGAACCUCCUGGACGACAACCCUCGGAUACCGGGACUUCUUCAAACACAAACCCUCCCACCGGCCACAUCCCUCCCCGGAGUCAAUAUCCCGCCAUUCUUUCCCUACCCGCAUCCCGCUUUCAGCGCCUACGAUCUGCCAAUUCACCCCCUUCUAAUGAUGGCUCCCCUCGGAGCCAUCCCACCUCAUUACUUUCACCAUGCAUCCUAUCACAAUCUAACGCUACCACCGCAAGGAGCAGGAGGAGGAGGAGGAGGUGGAGGACGCAGCGGUGGUGUAGGUGCGCGAACAGGUGCGAUCGACUCCGGAACCGGUUCCAGCGGUGAUGCCGGUCCAACCGACCUCAGCCGGCUGGGACACGCACUGCGAACGGUGUGAACGACGUGUGACAAAUCACACACCCGCAAUUAACCCUACUUGCGAUAGAAGGCUGUUUGUUGUUUACUAUUUGUCGGAGUUUUUUCGAUUGUUUGUAAAGUGAGUAAGUGUCGUUAGAAUUAUUAAGAUCUGCAACCUAUGCAAAGCAAAAGUAUUGAUUUUCCUUCGAUUUUACGAAAGGAAGUGACUGUAAAUCUGUCAUGAUAGCAGACCUAGACUAGAACAUAACCUAAACGAAUUGAAUACGUAACAGUUCAAAGUGUGUGUGUGUGUAUAAAAUGAUUGUACAGAGAAUACAAAGUGGAUGUUUAUUUAUCUGAACGUAGGAAUCC